AUGAAGUUGGUGUGGCUUCUGUACGGUGUUUUCGUGAUUUGUGUGCCAUUCCUGUGCGCGAAACCGUUGCAGGAUGGUCAACUUUGGAAGCAAAACAUAUGGGAGCGUCAUCGUAUUAAGAGACAAUUUUCACUGAACCUCGGUGCAACACAUGAGGAUGGCUACGGGACGGAUGUGAACGCGGAAGCAAUUGCCAGUUUGUGGAAGAGCACGAGCGGUAACACGAAGCUAGACGGCUCGGCAACCUAUACGCAGCACUUUGGUGGCAUGGCUGGAGAUGGUAAACCGCGCAUUAGUGGGUUAUUAUCCUUUUCUCAUAACUAUUGAAUUAUCUUUUUCCCGGCUGGGCGGCACCCAUCUCCGUGCGAAGGACAUGACUACAGGCUUAAGUUGAAGGUAGUUUUCACACGAUAGUCGCGAAUCAAGCAUACCUUUGGGUUAAACGAAAUAAACAACU
Anopheles coustani is the source of this 457-nucleotide messenger RNA. RefSeq lists its product as uncharacterized. NCBI's taxonomy places the organism in Eukaryota, Metazoa, Arthropoda, Insecta, Diptera, Culicidae. The record is from RefSeq and is a predicted model, not a curated record. Gene Ontology annotation, cellular component: extracellular region. The transcript has 2 exons. The coding region runs from base 1 to 327 and encodes 108 amino acids. Gene Ontology annotation, biological process: defense response to bacterium.